Cuscuta europaea is the source of this 723-nucleotide messenger RNA. NCBI's taxonomy places the organism in Eukaryota, Viridiplantae, Streptophyta, Magnoliopsida, Solanales, Convolvulaceae. The record is from the annotation of a GenBank genome assembly.
GCGGAGGUCAACUUAAGCUCAAAUGCUUCCCCUAUACUCUUAAAGGGGCGGCAAGAGGAUGGUUCCUAGAACAAGCUCCGGCAAGUUACACAACAUGGGAAGGUCCAUGGCACCCAAACGAGGAAAAGGUGCUAGCUCUUCUUCUUCUUCUUCCGUGCCCCGUUUCACCUCCCCGGAGAAUGAAGCGUGGUACGAGACGAGAAAGAAAUGGAAAAUUGUCAUUGAGAAAACUGUGGAUCCGCAACUAAAUGAACUCUACCGGAUCUCCGAGGCGUUUGACGUUCUAGGGUGGGCUAUCAUGCUCACUCUAACUGGAGCAUACUACCCGCGGCUUGUGCGGGAAUUCUACGCCAACAUUGAAAGGAAGAAUGACCCCUACGGUGACAUUGAAAGCACCGUCAAAGGUACAAAAAUCACGGUGAGCGAACGCCGACUUUGCAACCUACUCAACAUCGUUGACGUAGGUACUCCCUUUUCCAUGAACUCUCAAGUGGUGCUAAGCGACCUUGACUAUGACGAAAUAAGGGCAAUGCAACUGUCCGGCGUCAAUGAAGAUCUUAGGGCCAAGACCCUAAAUGUUCGGGAGAGACUAAUCGUGUACCUUCUUGGUUUCAACAUCCUGCCACGAGCUAGUGACACACACCUCAUCCGACGGGUAGACCUCUACCUUUUGCACAAGAUGGUCACCGGGCUCGGGCAGAUUCGAGGCGUCCCCUUGGCCCC